Molecule: messenger RNA, 1113 nt
Organism: Lathyrus oleraceus (garden pea)
Lineage: Eukaryota; Viridiplantae; Streptophyta; Magnoliopsida; Fabales; Fabaceae
Exons: 1
Coding region: 1-1113 (370 amino acids)
Molecular function (GO): nucleic acid binding; zinc ion binding
Source: RefSeq, a predicted model, not a curated record
AUGAAGGCUCAUUUAGAAGCACAAGGAGAAGAAAUAUGGGAUCCUGUCCAAAAUGGUCCUUUUGUUCCUACAACGGUUGUUAACGGCGUUGGUUCAUCAAAGCCUAAAACUUCAUGGGAUGAUGAUGAUAAGAAGAAGGUCCUCUAUGAUAAAAAGGCAAUAAAUCUUCUCCAAAGUGCACUCAUCAUGGAUGAAUUCUUUCGCAUUUCGGCAUGCACAAUGGCAAAACAAAUAUGGGAUACCUUGGUAGAAACUCAUGAAGGAACUGCCGAAGUUAAAAGAUCAAGAUUAAAUACCUUGAGUCAAGAAUACGAGUUGUUCAGAAUGCAGCCCGGAGAAUCCAUCCUUGACUUGCAGAAAAUAUUUGUGCACUUGACAAAUCAUUUAAAAGCUCUAGGUAAGACUUUAAGUAAUGAUGAAUUGAAUCUUAAAGUGCUUAGAUCUUUAACCAGGGAAUGGCAACCAAAAGUGACGGCAAUAUCAGAAGAGAAAAGUCUAUCCAUAAUGACUUCCGCUACAUUGUUUGGAAAACUUCAAGAAUAUGAGACGGAACUUGGAAGACUUGAAAAACAUGAGAAUACAAAUAAGAAGUCCAAAAGCAUCGCUCUGAAAGUUGACUCCAAAGAUGUUGAGAAAGAAGACAAUCCGGAGGAGGAUGAAAACUUCUUGUUACUUGUUAAAAGGCUAGGCAAAAUUUUCGGUAAGAAUGACAAACCUUCCUUCUAUGCGAAAAGAAAGAAACACUUCAAGAAAAGAGAAGCUUCCACUUCAAUGCAAGAGGUAACGUGUUAUGAAUGUGGUAAGCAAGGCCACAUAAAACUAGAUUGUCCACAACUUCCUAAGAAAAGUGGAUUCAAAAGCAAGAAGGAGAACAAGUACAAAAAGGCUUAUGUCGCAUGGGAAGAUAACGAAAUAAGCUCGUCAUCCGACUCGGAUAGUGAUGAAAGUGCAAACCUAUCAUUAAUGGCCUCACACCAUUCCGAUGAUGAAGUAAAUGAGGUUAGUAAUGAUUUUUCUCUUUUUGAUAAUGAUGUGCAAGGUGCCAUAGAUGAAUUAUUAAAUGAAUGCAAAAUUUUGUAUAAAACUAUAUCAUCUCAAAAGAAACAAAUCUGA